Eurytemora carolleeae is the source of this 1657-nucleotide messenger RNA. RefSeq lists its product as uncharacterized. The record is from RefSeq and is a predicted model, not a curated record. The transcript is spliced from 17 exons. NCBI's taxonomy places the organism in Eukaryota, Metazoa, Arthropoda, Copepoda, Calanoida, Temoridae. The coding region runs from base 133 to 1551 and encodes 472 amino acids.
AUUCUAUACUUACUUGUUACUAAUACACAGCACACAUAUCCUCAACAUUAACUGUUAAUAUAUUUUUCAAGACCAGUGAAAAGUCUUCUCUGAACUGUGAAGGGUGUACACCUGUACACUUUGUAUUGUAAAAUGUCUUUGAAUUGGAAUGCAGUUCGACCUUAUGAAGUGCAACCAUUAACACAGACAACAAUGGAGAAUGAAAAUAGUUCAGUUGCUCGCGAGGAAGGAUCUGUUUUAAACGAGGAUAAUUUUAUUAGAACUACAAUGAGUAGCAGUACAGUUUCAGCUUCUUCAGUAAUUAUUCCCGUUCUUCUUGUUCUUGCUUUUCUUGCUGUUCUUCUUAUAAUCACAGUGAUAAUUUACUGUAAGAGAAAAAGAAGAGGGAAGGAUAGGCCUGAUAUAGGGUUGCCCUCUUCCCCAAUCUCAACUCUAGGAAAUCAAUAUCAAAUCAAAGAUUUUAUCAGCUCGAACAAUGAGAGAAAAUUUUCAGACAAGUCUUCUUACAGUGUAGAGGAGUUAGAGGAGUGUAUUAGGAAAGAUUCUGCCUACGGGGACGGCGUGCGUAUCAGCAAAUAUAUAGAUGCUGUUUCUGAAGGAGAUCUUCACAAAAAAAUGGAGACCAUCGAGAGGAGCGGUAAACCAGUCAGUGAAAAAGUUGUAGAAAGAGAAAAUGGAAAACUCCUCCCUGAAAUACUACUUGAAGGAGAUGAGGUUGAUGGAGAUAUGAAUUCUACCCAUCUUGAUACAAGAUUAGGGUUCUCUAUACAAUACCUGGAUGUGCUAGCUCCUAUUGCUGGAGGAGAGAGUAAUCCUUCCUCCAGACCUCACUCCGUAUAUACCAAUACACAGGAGCAGGGUGGAGACCAACCUGGAGCUCAACCUCAAGGAGGAGAAGGAGAGAAGAAAAGAGAUCUAUACAGACCUUACUCACAAAUCAUUGAGUCGAACCAAAGAAAUGAAAUCACAAAAAAGAAGAAUGAGCUACAGGGUGCCCAAAGUGAAAUGUUCCUGUCUGUGGCAUCUCCUAAACCUUACUCAGCGAAAUCAGAAUCCAAUCUCUCCUCGCGCCCAACAGGCUCCUCUAAUCUACCUCCGGUGCCUCCGAAGAGAACUCCUUUGCUUCCUCCGAAACAAGCUGUUGGGAAGAGCAGGGAAGAUAUUGAUAGAAUCACCAAGGAGAUCUUGAGAUCCUCAGUUCUUCCAACAAUUACAAAACUAGAAGAGGUUGACGAGGACUAUGAUCUACCUGUACCUGGAGCUGGACUGAGGGUUGAUGAGAAGGAUGCGAAAAACGAGGAUGAGGAUUACGAUGAACCUCCAGUAUCAUUCUCACAGGAGGAUUAUGAUGAACCAACGCAUUCAUUUCAAGAAAAUAACACCAGUGCUGGUUCCAGGUACUACUUUACUCCCAGGAAAGAAUAUGCUGAAGAUUACGAGGAGGAAAUCCAACCCAACCCUCCAGCACUCCGACCCAACCCGGAGCUAAAACGAACCCCGUCCUACCAGGAUUAUGAUGAACCAACAAUCUCUCAUAGAAACUCGGACUAAUCCAAAAUCUGUUUUAAACCUAAUUCUACCCAUCAUGUUUCCAAAAAUAAUGUCAAUGCUACAUUGAAAAUGCUACUGAAACUUGAAAGUAAAGAAAUAAAACAAA